GGACCCGGUGCUGAGCCUCGGUCCGUUCCGGUGGAUGUCGGUCCGGGGCGCGGAGAUGGCGAGUUCUGGCUCCACGGCGGCCGCGGCGGGUCCUGGUCCGGGCCCCGGCCCCGAGAGGGACUCCCCCAGCCCGGGAGCGAGCGGGGGCGGCACCGGGGGCGAGAACAGGAGCCGCUGCACCGGGGAGGCCGGGGGGCAGGACAGCACGUUCGAGUGUAACAUCUGCCUGGACACGGCCAAGGACGCCGUCAUCAGCCUGUGCGGCCAUCUCUUCUGUUGGCCCUGUUUACAUCAGUGGUUAGAGACAAGACCCAACAGACAAGUUUGCCCUGUUUGCAAAGCUGGGAUUAGUCGAGACAAGGUUAUUCCACUUUACGGAAGAGGCAGCACCAGCCAGCAAGAUCCCAGAGAAAAAACUCCACCAAGACCCCAGGGACAAAGACCAGAACCGGAAAGCAGAGGGGGCUUUCAAGGUUUUGGAUUUGGAGAUGGAGGAUUCCAGAUGUCAUUUGGUAUUGGAGCAUUUCCAUUUGGAAUUUUUGCUACAGCUUUCAACAUUAAUGAUGGCCGACCACCUCCAGCAGCACCAGGAACACCCCAGUACAUGGAUGAACAGUUCCUGUCUCGGCUCUUCCUAUUUGUGGCCCUUGUGAUCAUGUUCUGGCUGCUCAUUGCAUAAGGACUAUUGAUAGAAUGCCAUUGACUGUGAUGGGUAGUGUUGGAGUAGCAGGUGGCUGAUGAACUUUGCUAGUGAAAGUGGAACUCUUCCAGUUUAUCCACGUUUUUUCUAUCUUGUGUAGACUUUACUUGCAAAAUUUUAUUGAGCAACUGUAUAAAUAUCAUUAAUCUGUCUUUCUCAACAUUUAUCUGUGAAAGCAAUAUAUACAGGCACCUUGCAAACACAACUGAAAUAACAUUUCCUCUUUUUCAACAAUAAUUCAGGAUCGAUGGCUUCUUUUUUUUCUGAUUGGAAAUUAUUGAUCUGUAUGUGAAUAGAGAGAAAUUCAGAGCAUUACCAAAUGAUUAAGUGUGGCUCGUCACUAAGCAGGAGAGUCCUUUGUAUUUUGUUUCUUCUGGGAUGGGGGGGGAGGGGAGCAAUCACUCAAUUGAACCACCAUGUGGUGAAGGGAGGGUGAUAGAGUCCAAUUUUAACAAUACUGUGUUUUGUAAAAAUAGCUGCAUUAUCAAUUCUGAUUAAAAAGGUAAAUCAAGAA
Molecule: messenger RNA, 1214 nt
Organism: Callorhinchus milii (elephant shark)
Lineage: Eukaryota; Metazoa; Chordata; Chondrichthyes; Chimaeriformes; Callorhinchidae
Gene: rnf185
Product: ring finger protein 185
Exons: 6
Coding region: 35-679 (214 amino acids)
Biological process (GO): ubiquitin-dependent protein catabolic process
Cellular component (GO): endoplasmic reticulum
Molecular function (GO): ubiquitin protein ligase activity; ubiquitin-like protein conjugating enzyme binding; metal ion binding
Source: RefSeq, a predicted model, not a curated record